Geodia barretti is the source of this 3133-nucleotide messenger RNA. The record is from the annotation of a GenBank genome assembly. NCBI's taxonomy places the organism in Eukaryota, Metazoa, Porifera, Demospongiae, Tetractinellida, Geodiidae.
CAGUGUGAGUGUGGAUAUAGCUAAUGUCAGAGGCGUAUUGUGCAAACAGUUACCUCCCAAGACUGCUGACACAACUGGUAGUGUAGUAGUAUACACAACUGCGUGUAAUGGACUACUAGUCGGAUUAAAACGCAGAGUGGUACAGUACAGAGCUCAGUUGUAGGGCAGAGUGAGAGACAGAUAGAACUGUAGUUUGACACGACCGAAGAGCGGUGGAUAAAAGUGUUAGGACUUUACACUGGCAUACGGAACCAGUAGAAAAGGUUCUCGAGUGAAACCUUUGCUGCAGCAGUAAAGUUACUGUUCAGGAGCCUAACAUACAGUUCGGCAGUUUUGCCGGAGAAGAGUGUAAAAGAAUGUCGAAAAAGUUCAGGUUCCAGAGCGUAGUUCUCGACCACGCGAAACCCCUGGGGUCAGGUUACUAUGGCAACACGUACACGGCUCACUGCGACCACCUUCUGUGUGCCGGGAAGCACAUGACGCCAGAGCUUUUUGAAGUUGAGCGAGAGUCCGGCUGGGGAGGCACCGCCAGCCGGAGGGAGGGGAAGAUCAAGAAGAGCCUCAUCACGGCAUUCCUGCACGAAGUGGACAACCUGCGCCGCAUCUGCCACCCCAACUUGGUCCAGUACCUGGGCACCCACGUCGACGCGGACUCUGGACUCCCGUCCUCAUCAUGGAGCUCUGCCAGGACAACCUCACCACCUACCUCGACAAGUACUUCGAGUCUCUCGCCUAUCACAAGAAGGUGAGUCUACUGCACGACGUCGCCCUCGCCCUCGUGUUCCUCCACGCUCACGGGAUCGUCCACGGGAACCUCGGCAGCAACAACGUGUUCGUUGUCCCCUAUCGUCUCCCGCGGGCAAAGAUCUCCGAUUACGGGCUGUGCCGAAUGCCUAGCAUCGUCAAACACAGCUCCAGGUACUACCGAGGGAACUCGGCAUAUCUACCGCCAAAUCCACUGGUCUGUCUCCUGAAGAACGCACCAAAGGUUGACUGCUACUCGUGGGGAGUGCUGGCCACUCAGAUGCUCACCAACCAGCUGCCUCUACCUCCUCCCAAACCCUCUGAAAAGGUGAAGGGAGAGCAGCCGAUAAACAUAGAGGAGCAUCACAAGACGAUCCUGGCAUUGGUAAAUUCAGCCAACCCUCUCCUCCCCAUCAUCAAGAGUUCUCUCAGGCAGCUCGAGGGGCACCGCCCACCCAGCGACGUCAUCAGCUACAGCCUCGCAGAGCUCAAGGCGGACAGGAUCUACAUCGACAGCGUGGAAAAGGAGUCAAAGGAGAAGCAGCAACAACAACAACAACCGCCGAAAAGGGAGGAGAAGGAGAAGAGCAUGGCGGGUACCAGCAAGCUGAAGAAAGAUCUGCGGGAGAGCAAGAUGGAGGUGGAGAAGCUAAGGAAGGAGCUGUUUGGAGCGGGGAGGCAACAAAGGGUGGUGCUAAGACCGACCUUCUCGGAAGACACCACAGAGAGGAGGGUCAAGACAAUGAAAUUCACUCGCAGCGGCAAGGAUGAUGAGCACAUGAAUAGAUACGGGAUGAGUGUACCAAUACUGGACUCCAACAGUAUCCUCCACGGAGGCAGCAACAGAGAGAUCCUCGGGAGUUACUGCUCGGAAGAGGGUGCCCUGAAGGAAGUGGAGGGAGAGGCAAACGGGAGAAACAGCAUUCUGAGGGCCAAGUCGUGCAGCAGGGAGCUGGAGCUGGUCGGGGAGGAGGAAGAGGCUGCGUCGGGAAAGAUGGAGGAGUGGAGGGAGGAGACUGAUGCUGUUGACCUCGCGGGUCCCAAGACUGCAAGCAGCCACACUGGGUGCUAGCUCGAAGAAGAAAAGAUGGAGUCUACUGCGGAAGAGCUCCACGCUUCCAGACAUGCAAGCCCCAGCGAACACCCCGACACUGACAGUUAGGGUUGGAACCAGCGCACUCUCGGCCAUGGUUCGCGGAUACUCGGCUGUUGACGAGGAAGGAAAGGCCUUCUUUGCCUCCUUCUCGUCCUCCGACAAGCGAAUCUACACGUGCAAGGUCCACAAGCACUCGAAGAACCUAAGCUGGCUGGUCAUCCCCGAGUGCCCCCACUUUGAGUUCGGACUUGCUCUGGUCAAUAAUUCCGUCACGGCCGUGGGUGGGUACAUGCAAGAGUACCGACCGAGCCAGCCCUCAAACGUCCUCCUCACGUACAGCGAGAUCAGGCGGCAGUGGACUGAGCGGUUUCCACCCAUGCUCACUCGGCGACGCCUCCCCGCAGUUGUCACCACUCGCUCCCUCCUGAUUGUAGCCGGCGGCAACGGCAACAGGAAUGAGAUUCUGGCGACGGUCGAAAUCAUGGACCUCCAGACGAUGAGUUGGUCGAUAACUGUCCAGCUACCGAUGGGGCUCACCCAUGCCUCGGCCACCAUCCUCGACGACUGCAUACACAUUGCAGGAGGCCAGAACGCAGCAGGGCCGACAAAUGCCCACUUCACCUCAAACGUCACCUGCGCCCCGGGAAUCUACGGCAGAGAGGAGCUCUCGCCGUGGAAGAAGGGCUACAAGACCCCGACACUCUGGUGCACGCUGGCGGCUGUGGACGGGCGCCUCCUCGCCAUGGGAGGCCAGGACGACCACAAGACGUGCAGCAGCGGAAUCUUCAUGUUUGAUUAUCGCAGCGACGUGUGGGUGAAGGUGGGGAACAUGCGGCACAAGAGGUCGGCCUGUCUGGUGGCGGUGCCCAACGGAGAGGGCUACGAGGGUAUGAUGGUGGUGGUCGGGGGAUUCAUCAGGAAAAACGAGGCCACCAAUGCUGCUGAGGUCAUUACAUGCAUAUCCAAGUAGAACAAAAAUUCAUCAUUUUCCUGGAUUUUCAAGACAGUAUGCAGUAUCACUUCUUUACUUGCAGUAUUCAGUAAUUUUUUUUUUACUCCAUACCCACACACACACACACAAGUCAUAUAAUUAUGGUAAGCACAAUUCCAAAUUCAAUGCCAGCGCUUAUUUGCUUACUAAAUUGCAUAUUAUUACAGUCACUAUAAUUUACUAUCACUUCACUCAUACUAUGCAUGUUUUUAAUCAGUUCACACUGCUGUCACUCAUCAUUUUCAAUUUUUAUACGUAUUUUUUCUGACAACCACACAUAUUCAUCAUAGUUGAAGAAACUU